Rotaria sordida is the source of this 300-nucleotide messenger RNA. NCBI's taxonomy places the organism in Eukaryota, Metazoa, Rotifera, Eurotatoria, Philodinida, Philodinidae. The record is from the annotation of a GenBank genome assembly.
AUGCCUGAAAUUGAACAAAGAUUAGAAAAUGAUGAUUUAAUUCUAUUAUUUGGUUAUGAUCUUAUAAAACAGUGUUCAAAAAGAAAAGAUACAUUAAUUGUUUAUCCAAUUGAAAUAUGUAUUCGUCUAUUAGAAAAUAGUUUAAAUGAAGAAGGUCUUUUUCGUAUUGCACCAUUACAAGGAAAACAAAAAAAAAUUGUUGCUGAACUUAAUUUACAAACAAUUGAUAGAAGAACAACAUUAAAUGAAUUUAAUUAUGAGAUCCACAUGUUCCUGCAAGUACACUUAAACAAUAUUUAA